AUGCCCUCCUUAACAGACGCGGACACGAUCCGCAUCCUUGUCUCCACCGACAACCAUGUCGGUUACAACGAGCGUGAUCCGAUCCGGGGUGACGAUAGCUGGAAGAGCUUCCACGAAGUGAUGUGUCUGGCCAAGGAACGAGAUGUCGACAUGGUCCUGCUCGCGGGAGACUUGUUCCAUGAAAAUAAGCCGUCGAGAAAAUCCAUGUAUCAAGUGAUGCGUUCCCUACGGAUGAACUGUCUGGGGGACAAGCCUUGCGAGCUCGAGAUGCUCAGCGACGCCAGCGAAAAUUUCCAGGGGGCUUUCAAUCAUGUCAACUAUGAAGAUCUAGACAUCAACGUUGCCAUUCCGGUAUUCUCGAUCCACGGCAAUCAUGACGAUCCGUCUGGUGAAGGCCAUCUGGCCGCUCUAGAUCUGCUACAAGUAUCUGGUUUGGUCAACUACUACGGGCGGACGCCGGAAUCCGACAACAUUCAGAUCAAACCGGUUCUUCUCCAGAAAGGCAGGACAAAACUUGCCCUCUACGGUAUGAGCAACGUUCGAGACGAGCGGCUCUUCAGGACCUUCCGCGAUGGCAAAGUCAAGUUCUUCCAGCCAGCCACCCAGAAGGACGACUGGUUUAAUCUCAUGAGUGUCCAUCAGAAUCACCAUGCUUACACGGAAACUGGUUAUCUUCCUGAGACGUUCCUUCCAGACUUCCUUGACCUCGUUAUCUGGGGUCACGAGCACGAGUGUCUCAUCAAUCCUCGUCUAAACCCGGAGACGAAGUUCCAUGUCAUGCAGCCAGGGUCUUCUGUUGCAACGUCUUUAAUGCCUGGCGAGGCUGUGGCCAAACACGUUGCCAUCCUUACUAUUACUGGCCGCGAAUUCAAGUGUGAGCCGAUCCGUUUGAAGACAGUUCGUCCGUUUGUGAUGCGCGAGAUUGUCCUCUCUGAAGAAAAAGGGGCGCAGAAAUUAGCGAGGAAAGAUGAUAACCGGACCGAAGUCACGCGUUUCCUUAUGUCCAUUGUGGACGAACUGAUCGAAGAAGCGAAAGCUGAAUGGCUUGAGAGCCAAGAGGGCGAAGAAGAAGAAGAACAAGAGCCACCGUUGCCGUUAGUCCGGCUACGCGUUGAGAUCUCAACACCUGAUGGAGGGAGUUUCGAUUGUGAAAAUCCGCAGAGAUUUUCAAACCGAUUCGUCGGGAGGGUCGCAAACGUUAAUGAUGUGGUACAGUUUUACAGGAAGAAGAAGGCGGCGAGCUCUACCCGUCCCAAGGACAGUGGUGUUGAUGAGGCAGUUGUAUCCCAGCUGACCUCCCUGGACACGGUCAAGGUGGAAAAGCUAGUUAGGGAAUUUCUGCAGGCUCAAUCCCUCACAAUCCUUCCGCAGAAUUCAUUUGGUGAUGCCGUGUCGCAGUUUGUCGACAAAGAUGACAAGCAUGCCAUGGAAAUGUUUGUCAACGAGUCCUUGGGUAAUCAGAUCAAGCAUUUGCUGUCUUUAGAUCAAGACAGUGACGAUAUGGAUGAGGAGACAGGCAGUGCUUCCCUCCAUGCAGCAAUGGAGAAGUAUCGCACGCGGAUGGAAGAGGCGUUUUCCAAGGGCACCGGGAGACGGACGCGUGGUAAGAAGCGGUUCAAACCCAAGCCCGAUGGAUGGGAUAGUGAAUUCGACGGCGCGUGGGAAGACCAGCCAGGAGCCCUCAUCCACUCUGACAACGAGGGUGGUGACCCCGUCGAGGAGGAAGCAGCAGAAGAUGGCACAGAGCCACCACGCGCAUCAAGAGGACGUGGCAGAGGUCGUGGUGGCAGGACCACAGCCACUGCUAGCACUCGCAAGACAGCUACGACAACGACCAAACGAGGAGCUGCUUCAGCAAAAGGUCGCCGCAAACAGGUCGUAUCGGACGAGGAAGAAGAGGAAGAAGACGUCGUAAUGCUGGACGAUGAUGAUGAAGAAGACGUGGCAGAGGAUGCUGUGUCGGACGACGAGUCUCAGGCUCUUUUCGUCAAACAGCCACAACCCAAGGCUGCUACCACGAAGUCUCGAGCUCGCAGCACCGUCCCGUCGUCUACUGCAGGCCAACGUCGGAGCGGGCGGACAGCAGCGUCUCCGGCCCCCUCGUCCGUCACAGCAGCAUCCUCAACCCGGAGGACGACCGCUAGGUCGACUGCGACGAGGGGGAGACAGACUCAGACGACACUUGAUUUCGGUGCGUCACAGGCCAGUUCGCGGAACAGUGCACGACCGAGCCGGACUACACGAAGCGUCAGUGUGCUGAGUGAGGAUAUCGAGGAUGAUGACGAUGCAUUCGAGCCAGCACCGACUACGACGAGGAGACGUCGAUAA
Molecule: messenger RNA, 2328 nt
Organism: Paecilomyces variotii
Lineage: Eukaryota; Fungi; Ascomycota; Eurotiomycetes; Eurotiales; Thermoascaceae
Product: double-strand break repair protein mus-23
Exons: 2
Coding region: 1-2328 (775 amino acids)
Biological process (GO): meiotic DNA double-strand break formation; telomere maintenance; mitotic intra-S DNA damage checkpoint signaling
Cellular component (GO): nucleus; Mre11 complex
Molecular function (GO): DNA endonuclease activity; 3'-5'-DNA exonuclease activity; manganese ion binding
Source: RefSeq, a predicted model, not a curated record